AUGUCGAUCAGGCGCAGCUUGCUUGCGUCCUUCGCCUCACCUCUCGCCCUCGGAUCCGCACCUCGAUUCACGGCGACACCGCACCUGCCGGCCGCACGACUGAUCCAUGCAUCGAUAGCAAGGUCGGAGAAGGAGGCAGGACCGGUCAAGACGGUGUACGACUUACUCCUCGGCCCACACGCCUCGGCACAGUCUCCGCCGACUUCUUCCUCCGCCUCGUCGAACGCUCCAGCUGCUCUCCGGGGCCUGCCAUCGCCUCCAAACCGACCACAGACGUAUCAACGGAAGAGCCUCUUCCAGGCUUUCUUGGGCAAGGGCGACGGGCGGGAUGGCAGAGGUCGACACCAAGGUUCAGUCGACCUCGAGGCGGAGCGGCAGUCGCGAGAGCGGAAUUUGGAGACGGCGAAGGCGUUGGAGCGGACGCUGCGGUCAUCUCGUGGAACGGCGAUGUCGGGCGGAGCAGCGGGAGCAGGCAUGGACGUUCGCUGCACGACGUUGGAUGCGAAGGGCGUCGUCUCAAGCAUGGUUGCGCACGUCCCGAAAGACGAACUGUGUCGGCGAUUUGCCAUCCAGCCUCGCGACUUGCGCAAACUCGACUCGGGUGUGCCGACAAGCGUUCCGACCAUCCUGUCCCGGCGGGAGUGCAUCAUCUUCACUGUUCUUCACCUCCGCGUCGUCAUUACGGCGAACGAGGUCACCAUCUUUGACUCCAUAGGCGCCGAAGACAGCUACCUUCGUGGCAUCUUCGUCUGGUCGCUCGAGCAUGCGCUCAAGACGACUAGCAAAACUGCUCAUGGCUUGCCGUACGAGUUCCGAGCGCUCGAAGCCUGCCUCAUCAACGUAAUCACGGCGCUCGAGAUGGACCUGGCGAACGUGCGGAGCCAUGUUGUCGAGCUGCUUGGUCACAUGGAGGAGCAUAUUGACCGCGACAACCUCCGCCUUCUCCUCCACUAUUCGCGCAAGUUGUCCGUCUUCCAGAAGCGGGCGACCCUCGUGCAAGAAUGUCUCGAUGAGCUCCUCGCCAACGACGAUGACUUGGCGGGGAUGUACUUGACUGCCCGCAUGCACGGCACGCCCCACGCCGCCAACGACCACGAGGCGAUCGAGCUCCUGCUCGAGUCUUUCUCGAAGCAGUGCGAGGAGAUUGUCAGCGAGGUCGAGACGCUCGAGGCGAACGUCAAGCACACCGAAGACAUCAUCGAGCUGAUUCUCGACUCGAACCGGAACUCGCUGCUCGGCCUCGACCUACGCGUCUCCAUCGCCACGCUCGGCUUGACAGCAGGAGCGAUGAUCGCCGCCCUCUUCGGCAUGAACUUGACCUCGUACCUCGAGACGCAUCCGUUCGCCUUCCCCGCCGUCUCGCUCUUCGCCUUUGCUUCCGCCGCCUUUGUCACCGCCAUCGGUCUGCGCCGCCUCGCUCGCCUGCGACGCGUCAAUCUCGGCUGGCGUGAGGAGUUGCGGCAGGUUGCGGCGGACAAAUGGGAGAGGCGGAGGAGGGGUUCGAGGCGGAGAGACUGA
Rhodotorula toruloides NP11 is the source of this 1518-nucleotide messenger RNA. Its product is annotated as magnesium ion transporter. Bases 1 to 1518 code for a protein of 505 amino acids. Gene Ontology annotation, biological process: mitochondrial magnesium ion transmembrane transport. The record is from RefSeq and is a predicted model, not a curated record. NCBI's taxonomy places the organism in Eukaryota, Fungi, Basidiomycota, Microbotryomycetes, Sporidiobolales, Sporidiobolaceae. The transcript has 6 exons. Gene Ontology annotation, cellular component: mitochondrial inner membrane. Gene Ontology annotation, molecular function: magnesium ion transmembrane transporter activity.